AGCUCAGGGACUCCAGAAAGGUCUAUGCUGGUGGCUCAGGGGCAGUUCAGGGUGCUGAAGGUUCCUCUGGGCUUCAUCAAGGCCUUACAAUGGUUCUUCGCCAUCUUUGCCUUCUCCACCUGUGGGAGUUAUUCUGGGAUGUUCAAGAUGUCGGUGGAGUGCAAGAACCGGACGGAGAGCGACCUGAGUAUAGAGGUGGAGUUUGAGUAUCCAUUCAGACUCCACCAGGUGUACUUCGAUGCCCCGACCUGUAAGAACCGGGAAACAGAGCGUUGCUUCCUGAUUGGCGACUACUCCUCCUCGGCCGAGUUCUUCGUCACCAUCGGCGUGUUCGCCUUCCUGUACUCCACGGCGGCUCUCAGCAUCUACGUCUUCUUCUUCGAGAAGUACAAGGAGAACAACAAGGGCCCACUCAUCGACCUGGGUGUGACCGCCGUCUUCGCCUUCAUGUGGUUGGUGAGCUCAGCAGCCUGGGCUAAAGGUCUGUCUGAUGUGAAGACGGCGACCGACCCCGAUGAGGUCAUCACCUUGAUCUCCGCCUGCGACAUGGAGUGGAACCGCUGCCGUGAAGUCCACGACCCGGUGAUGUCCGGACUCAACACCUCUGUGGCAUUUGGAUUCAUUAACCUGAUCCUGUGGGUGGGAAACCUGUGGUUCGUGUUUAAGGAGACGGGCAUCAUCGCUCCCUUCAUGCGAGCUCCGCCUCCUCAGGACAAAGCCGCCGCCGCACCAGAAGCGUACGGCCAGCAGGCGGGUUACGAGCAAGACCCGUACGCCAGCAACCAGGGCGGCUACCAACCCGACUACAACCAGCAGCAGGGGUACAACCAGGAUGCAGAGUACGGUCAGGGCUACGGCCAGCAGGGGGCGCCCACCUCCUUCUCCAAUCAGAUGUGAGCUGACAGGUAGCAGGAAACGUCGGAGUGAACCAACAGUGGGUCGCCUGCAACCUACCCACAAUGCAACACUCCUGCCUGUCUGCAAAGUUAAGGGGUGGGGGGGGAGGGAGGGGUUUAGAUGUUCACUAUUAUGAAUCGAUGUGUAAAUGAUCAAUAAGAGAGUUAUAGAUAACAACAACCCACAACUUGAAAACAAGCACCAGAACAACAACAACAACAACAACAACAAACCGACCAAUCGAGCGUCUCGUAGGAGCGCUGAUGUUGAUAAGAGUUAUUAAAGAACAUAAUCUGUGAGAGAAUGUAUGUUUGUGUUGUAUAGAUAUCACUUUGAACAGAUAUAUAAUAUAGACUCAGCUGUUUAUUCAUGUUUCCUAUUCUACCCAAUGAUCGGCCCCGCCCCUCGCUAAGCCCCGCCCACACCAAGCAGCUGACCAGGUUCACAUCGACCAGUUAUGAAGCGGGUCAGACUGGGUUCACACUGAGACGACCCAGAUUCAAGAUCAAUCUGGAUCAGAACCGUCAGCCCUGCGUCCACCACCAUCACCUCCAGCUGUUUCCUGUUUGUCUUGCUGCAUGUAAAUAUCAACACAGGAAGUGAUGUCAUCCCGGAGACGCAGUUAACCCAGUCUGGAUCAGGCUUCAUGGUGACGUCUUUGGAAACUGGAUCCAAAAAGUCUCCUGCUCCUCUCAGUUUGAGUGUUUGCUUUAAGAGCUCCUGUCAGUCACAGUUAGGGGCGUGUCCAGACGGGGCCCUCCUUGAUUCUGAUUGGCUGUCAUAGAAUUAGAUUUGAUUGGUAGAGAGGGAGAGGGUAAAUAAAGUCUAUUCAUUAAACCUCAUGCCCCUGACCCUGAAUCAGUCCGAGUCCGCCAAGUCACAAAGUCUGGACACGCCCCCGACCACAGAGGGCGCUCCACAAACGUCCGUCUGAAUCAUUAUCACCCGAAGAGACGAGCUGCUUCUGAUGGUUUACAAAAACCUGUUAGCGUCCUCCUCUGAAGACCGGAUCAGCUCACAGGACUCUGACCCUGCUGAUCCGUUCCAUUAAAGGAGACGAACUUAGCUUACUGAAGCUAACUCAUGUUAGCUUUAAAAUCAAACAUGACGAAUUAUUUAAGUUUAACUUCUUUAAUCCUCGACACGUGACAGCGCUAACAGAAACCGCUCACAGAAACCGCUCACAGAAACAGCUCACAGAAACCGCUAACAGAAACAGCUAACAGAAAUCGCUAAUCGAAACAGCUAACAGAAACAGCUAACAGGUAAACAGCUAGCAGGUAAACAGCUAGCAGGUAAACAGCGAGCAGGUAAACAGCUAGCAGGUAAACAGCUAGCAGGUAAACGGGUAAAUAUUUAGUGAACAAACUUUAGGUCGUUAAACAGAACCUGUGUUCAGCUAACGUUAGCAAAGUGUAACAAACGUGUAGCUAGCUUACUAAGGUCGCUAACUGAACCUGCUGCUAACGGCCACCUGAAGACAAUCAGCACGUCUCCUCUGAAGGAUGCUUCCUCGCGUCUGUCGCCUCCUAAACACUAAAAGGAAAGUGCGAACACGAACUCUGAGGUCACUCUGAGGUCACUCUGAGGUCACUCUGAGGUCACUCUGAGGUCACUCUGAGGUUACUCUGAGGUCACUCUGAGGUCACUCUGAGGUCACCGCGAAACAGACGUCAGACAGUAAUGCUAAUCAUGUUAGCUAACAUCGAUCAAAUUCAAAAUGUGAAGGCUAGCUUGCGUCAGAAGAACAUGCUAACUCAGCUAGCUCUUUGUCGUGAGGUUACUUGAACGCACUGCUUACAGAACAAAGUGGCUGCUAUUAUUAUGUUUCCUUAAGGACAGAAGGAGGCGAAAGAGGAUGCUUCCUCCCUCCUCAUCCCCUCGUGGUCUGAGUUGUUCAGACGGACGUUUCUGAGUGUUCUGACCCGUCUCCUCCUCAGCUCUCAGCCAAUCAGCUGCAGCCGUGAGCCGGUCAGACUCUGCGUGCGGCGCUCUCUGAGGUUCAGGUUCUCCCUCUGGUUUGUUUGUUUGUUUGUUUGUUUGUUUAUUUGUUUGUUUGUUUGUUUGUUUGUUUGUUUGUUUGUUUGUUUUGGAACGUGGCGGUGUUUUAGCGUCGGUAUCUUCCUCCGCAUGGUGACGUGUUUUCUGCUCGUGUUGUACAGUAACUGAUGAUCAGUGUGAUUCUACUUCCUGUUCUCCUGUACAGGUGUGUGUGUAAGUGUGUGUGUGAGAGAGAGUGUGUGUGUGUGUGUGUGUGUGAGAGAGUGUUUUCACCUUACUUCAGUCUCCCUUUCUUCUCUCUUCAUCUUUAACUCUUUGAUUUAACUUCCUCCUCUCCUUCUUCUCUUUCUUCUGUCCUUCAUCUGCUCUUCUUUUUCUCCCUCUCCCUUCAUUUUUUUCUAAGUUGUAACACUCUGAUCCUCUCUCCUCCUUCUCCUCUUCCUCCUCCUCCUCUUCCUCCUCCCUCUUUCCUCCUCCUCUCUCCUCUCUCCUCCUUCUCCUCCUCCUCUCUCCUCCUCUUCCUCCUCCCUCUUUCCUCCUCCUCUCUCCUCCUUCUCCUCUUCCUCCUCCCUCUCUCCUCUUCUAUCAUUCUUCUUCUGGUCGUUCUUCUUCGUGACUCUCCUCUCUGCCUCUGUGAUGUAACUUCCUGUGUGAUGGUAUUCUAUUGAGCAUCAGUAACCAUGGCGACGGUGUUGACAGUAAUGACUACGAUGAUGAUGUGUGUGACUUGUUGCUAUGGAGACGCUCCGCCCCUCCCUGCUGUGUUUAUUCAGUGUAAAGUUUCAAUAAACGACAAACGGAGAACGAGA
Messenger RNA from Notolabrus celidotus (New Zealand spotty), 3707 nucleotides. RefSeq names its product synaptophysin-like. Gene Ontology annotation, cellular component: synaptic vesicle membrane; synaptic vesicle; presynaptic active zone. Lineage: Eukaryota; Metazoa; Chordata; Actinopteri; Labriformes; Labridae. The record is from RefSeq and is a predicted model, not a curated record. The transcript has 8 exons. Bases 25 to 897 code for a protein of 290 amino acids.